Molecule: messenger RNA, 392 nt
Organism: Rotaria sordida
Lineage: Eukaryota; Metazoa; Rotifera; Eurotatoria; Philodinida; Philodinidae
Source: the annotation of a GenBank genome assembly
AUGUCAAUUCAAAAUAAUUCUUUAAUAAGAACACAUGGACGAAAUUCUUCUUAUCCAAUAUGUGAAAAUUUAUCUAAUAAUUUAAAUAAUCAAAUUGGAAUAUUUAAUGGUAGACGAUGUUCAUCAACAAUAACAAUUCCUCCUUCAUCACUUGAUCAAUAUUCAAAAAUAAAUAUUAUAAAUUAUGAAACAUUUGAUCGAUCAAUACAAUCAAAUUUAAAUGAUAAUUCAUCUUGGAUAGAACGAUGUAAACAAAAUCUUACAAAUAUACUUAAACAUAUAUCUAAACCGAUUAUGAAACAAGAUUCAAUGAUGGUGAUUAAUACAGGUCAUCAACAAUUAUCUACAUUUAAUUAUGAUCCUGAACUUGAUUUACGUGAAGAACAUUUAUU